AAUUAAUAAAAACAUUCACCUCUUUAAACAAGGAAACAGUUUAGGACCGAAGAAUCACCUCACCUGAACCAGCUCUGUGUUGUACCCACACGUCUUCAUCAAAACAAGAUGAAAAAAAUAUUUUUGUUGCUUCUCUUCUGUCAAGUUUCAUCAUCAGUGGACCACUCCCUGAAAAUGUUCGCAACUGGAUCAUCUGGAGUCACAAACCUCCCAGAUUUUGUACUAACUGCAAUGGUUGAUGAAAUUCCAAUAGUUUCCUGUGACAGCAACAAAAAAAUAGAUCCAAAACAGGACUGGAUGAAAAAAUUAUUUGAAGACCAUCCUGAUCAGUUUGAGUGGUACACUCAACAGAGUUUUGAGAUUCAGCCAAACUUUUUCAGAAACUGCAUUGAGACAUUGAAGCAGCUCUUCAACCAAAGUGGAGGCAUCCACACUUUUCAGAUGAUGAGCGGUUAUGAGUUGUAUGAUGAGAAAAGAGACGUUCAAGGUUUCAUACAGUUCGGUUAUGAUGGAGAAAACUUCAUAUCAUUGGAUCUGAAGACAUCAACAUGGAUCGCUCUAAUACCAGAGGCUGUCAUCACCAAAGAGAGAUGGGAUGCUGACAUAGUUUUUAACCAAUACGUCGUGAAUGUCCUCACACAGAUUUUUCCUGAAUGGCUGAUGAAGUAUUUGGAGUAUGGCAAGAGCUCUCUGCAGAGAACAGAGCUUCCCUCAGUGUCUCUCCUCCAGAAGACUCCCUCCUCUCCAGUCACCUGCCAUGCUACAGGUUUCUACCCUUACAGGGCCAUCAUGUUCUGGAGGAAAGAUGGAGAGGAGUUUCAUGAGGACGUGGACCACGGAGAUAUCCUCCCCAACCAUGAUGAAACCUUCCAGAUGAGCGUCGACCUGGACCUUUCAUCAGUCAUACCUGAAGACUGGAGGAGGUACGACUGUGUGUUUCAGCUCUCUGGUGUAAAGGGCGACAUCGUCACCAGACUGAACAAAGCAGAGAUCAGGACCAACUGGGUGGAGCCGAGUGACAUGACCCUCCUCAUCGCUGCUCCAGUGGUUGUUCUUGGUGUCGUCUUCAUCGCUGUCAUCACUGGAUUAAUCAUUUACUUUAAGAAGAAGACAGGUGAGAGAGAAAAAUGGAAAGUAGGCCUACUUUGAUUUUAGUCUUUGAGUUGA
Molecule: messenger RNA, 1167 nt
Organism: Larimichthys crocea (large yellow croaker)
Lineage: Eukaryota; Metazoa; Chordata; Actinopteri; Sciaenidae
Product: major histocompatibility complex class I-related gene protein
Exons: 5
Coding region: 109-1149 (346 amino acids)
Biological process (GO): immune response
Cellular component (GO): external side of plasma membrane
Source: RefSeq, a predicted model, not a curated record